Cimex lectularius (bed bug) is the source of this 1154-nucleotide messenger RNA. Its product is annotated as LIM domain only protein 3-like. NCBI's taxonomy places the organism in Eukaryota, Metazoa, Arthropoda, Insecta, Hemiptera, Cimicidae. The transcript has 7 exons. The record is from RefSeq and is a predicted model, not a curated record. Gene Ontology annotation, cellular component: nucleus. Gene Ontology annotation, molecular function: transcription coactivator activity; DNA-binding transcription factor binding. Gene Ontology annotation, biological process: positive regulation of transcription by RNA polymerase II. The coding region runs from base 239 to 811 and encodes 190 amino acids.
CACCCCAAGCGUGGAUCUCGCCUCAUUCAGUGACCAGGCACCGACCUGACAUGGUCUCCGACCCCAACGGGAGGAUCGAACUCUGAUUCACAGGUGUUGUUCAAGUGACUGGUGAUUGAGAAUGAUAACGACCGCAGAAUCACGGAUCACCGCCCCUCAGCAAGUCUCACAACCUAGUAAGUUCUAUCAGCGUGGAUGGUUUGGUUAGAAGCAUGCUGUACAGUUGACAGGUCACAAAAUGGAAACAAAGACUGGUACCCAAGAGUGCGCAGGCUGCGGUAAACCAAUUUCAGAAAGCAGGUACAUGCUGAAGGCGCUGGACCUUUACUGGCACGAAGACUGUCUGAAAUGCGGCUGCUGCGAUUGCAGGCUCGGCGAAGUAGGCUCCACACUGUAUACCAAAGCGAAUCUCAUACUCUGCCGGAGAGACUAUCUCAGACUGUUCGGAAGCACGGGUUACUGCUCGGCUUGCUCCAAAGUGAUACCUGCCUUCGAAAUGGUAAUGAGGGCGAGGACGAACGUCUACCACUUGGAAUGCUUCGCCUGCCAGCAGUGCAAUCACAGAUUUUGUGUCGGUGAUCGAUUCUACUUGUGCGAUAAUAAAAUCUUAUGUGAAUACGACUACGAGGAAAGGCUUGUGUUCGCCAACAUGGCCUACAACCCCAACCAACUGGCUCAACUCAAACGGCAGGCCAACGGUCAAAUACCUUCGCCUUCUCUGCCGCCUGCGCAAGUAAGGAGUAUAGGCUCAGGCGACCUCAACAACAACAUGUCGCAACAACAAACUGCCAUCAAAGCACCAAACAGCUGAUAGCAGAAUCCUCCAAGCUUCAUUCACCCCUGGAACUAAAGUCUACCUUUGAGUUACCUCUGUACAGUUGUUAUUGUGGAUAUAUAUGCAUAUAUAUUUGUGAUAGUUAUUUUUUUCUCUCAAACACAAAGAUUAUGGAGUGAUAAAUCAGUGUUUUUUGUUUGUGUUUUAUUUCCCGCAGUUAUUGACAUUGUUGUAAAUAGUAAUUUUAAGUGUUUCUAGGGUACUGAGCCAAAAAAAUACCACCUCCCUACUUCCAAGCAUAAGUAUUAAAUUUUAGAAAAAAAAGUAUAUGUCUUAGUUUUACAAAAAUUAUAAAACAUUACAACAUUUUGUAAAUAAA